This is a messenger RNA of Epinephelus lanceolatus (giant grouper), 3954 nucleotides long. RefSeq lists its product as uncharacterized. Gene Ontology annotation, biological process: negative regulation of neuron apoptotic process; ciliary neurotrophic factor-mediated signaling pathway. The record is from RefSeq and is a predicted model, not a curated record. Gene Ontology annotation, molecular function: ciliary neurotrophic factor receptor binding. NCBI's taxonomy places the organism in Eukaryota, Metazoa, Chordata, Actinopteri, Perciformes, Serranidae.
UAAAAACGCCCCUGUGGCUUGCGGAACCAAUUAAAUCCCCUCUCGCUGCGUGCAUGCCAACAUGAACACCGACAUAAACACGCUUCAUUAACCCUCGCCGUGACGAUCUCCGGUUCGCGUUGAGAGGCUGGAGUGCAAAUGGCAGAGCAGGAGGAGCAGCAGAUAACAGCGCUGGACACGCCGGUGACUGGUCCGUCGGACACGGGGCGAGCGGUGGCUCUUGCCCGGCUAUUGCACCACGAAUGUAGUCGUCUGCUCCAGCUAUUCAAAGAAAGGGAGACCUUCUUGUCGGACACCACCCCUGAUGGAGGACGCUUGGUGUCCCCGUCCCCAGACUCGGAGGAGCCUAGCACGGAGCAGCAGGUGCGGUUGCUGCACUCAGCUCUGCGGCAGUGCCUGGGGCUGAUCCACUGUGUCAUCCUGAAGGAAGAGGAGGAGUGGGGUGAGCUGGAGGGCGACUACGAGACCAUGAGGAAGAACGUCCGACUCCGCCUGGAGCACCUGCUCUUCAGCACCAAAAGUCUGGUGGAGACCGAGAACAUGACCCUGGAAGUCACCCCAGACCAUCAGUGCAAUGAGGAAACUGAUGGCGCUGGGGGAGCUUUCGGGCUCAAAAUGUGGACCUAUCGAGUGCUGCUGGAGCUAGUCCACUGGUCUGACCAUGCUGCGCAGACCCUCCAUGUCUUACACACAGAGAGGGAAGGAACACAAGAGAUCUGAUUUUCUUAGUCUCAAUCCAACAACGUCUAUGAAUGAACUCACUCAACACUAACAGCCAGCUUUCCCUUUCAUGUAUUCCAAAUUGAAUAUUAAGCAGUGUGGGAUAUACUCUGUGAACACUAGAGGUUAUAAAAUGUGCUGCUUAACUAAAAUCACAACUAAGCUCCUUUAACAAAGCCCUGUAGACAGCUUUUCCCAGACGUUGGUAUUUCCACAGCAAGUGCUAAAAUGACCUCUAGUUUGCCUCGGUUGCUAUUUCCUUUGACAAAGAAGUGAGUGCAGACCUUUAACUGUAUAAAGGUUGGUUUGCUUUGUGAAGUGGCAGAGUUAGACUGUUUGAAAAUGUAUUUUUUUUGUAUACAGUGUGUAAUUUAUUUUUAUUUAAAUGGAUUUGCCUUUGAUGACUAAUUAUCUGCUGUUCCUAACACUCCAAUAUCUAAGAAACGCUAGAAUGUAACCAAAAACACAACUGAUAAACUGUGACUGAUGUGCAGCUGAAUCUGUAGCCAUUAGCUAUUUUAAUAGAUCACUGAGCUUUUAAUGUCACACCUUAUUAACAUAUCUAAUCUAGAUAAUUCCAUAUCAGAUCUCGUGUUGUCACGUAUAGACUGAAUGCUUGUAAUGUUUAUGGUUCGGCACAAUCUGUGAUGAUCAAGUGUCAUGUUUGCUGCUCUGGUCACCAAGUUCUCUCCUGAUGUUAUACUUGAAUAUGCUGCUGCACCGUUCACAAGUUUGAACUGUAAAUACAGUCGUUCUCAAAUCUUUUCUGUCAUGCCCCUCUUAGGAAGGAGAGAGGAAGUUUGAGAACCACUGUGGUAGAUUUUUAGUUUACAGUAGGAAUGUACUGUCUCGCCAAAUGUAUCAAACACACUGCACUCAUGACAAGCCCUUUAACAUUUCAUCAGUAGCUUUUACAGCAACUGUAGAAAUCGUCAUUUGCUUUUUCACUAGUUAGACCUCCAAACCAACAUAUCCUUAAUGUGACUUUGACUAGUAGCAAUUUCAGUUCUCACCAGUCAAAAUGUCAAUUCUUGAUUCUUAGUUAAAAUGACCACUGUAGUUAUCUGUUACUUAAUUACAACUAAUUAGCUUUUACCAUUGACUUCUAUUCAAAGUCAUUUACAGAUGAUUAAAAUUGUAAAAGGUUAAAAUUCCAAGUUGACAUAUUCAUAAUAUACUUUUCCGCAAUGUAAUUUUGACUAGUAGCAAGUCCAAUUCUCACUAGUCAAAAUGUUAAUUCUUGAUAUCAAUGAUUAAUUUAUUAGUGUGAAUGAUCAUUGUAGAUAUCUGUAACUUAAUAACAAGUCAACUUUUACUAUUGACUUCUAUUCAAAGUCAUUUACAGAUAUCUAUAAUUAAAAUAUUAACGUGUUAAAAUUCCAUGUCGACAUAUCCAUAAUGUAAGUACACUAGAAGCAAUUCCAAUUAAAUUAUUUACAAUUCAUUUCUCACAAGUCAAAAUGUUAAUUCUUGAUAUCAAUGAUUAAUUUAUUAGUGGAAAUGAUCAGUGUAGUUAUCUGUAACUUAAUUACAACAAGUCAAAUUUUACCAUUGACUUCCAUUCAAACUCAAUUGCAGAUAUUUAUAAUUAAAAUUUUAACAGGUAAAAAUUCCACGUUGACAUGCCAAUAAUCUAAUUUUGACUCGUAGCAAUUCCAAUUAAAGAUAUCUACAAAUCAUUUCUCACCUGUCAAAAUGUUAAUUCUUGAUAAUUCUUGAUUCUUUGUUAAAGAGAUCAUUGUCGUUAUCUGUAACUUAAUUACAACUACUCAGUUUCUACCAUUGACUUCUAUUCAAAGUAAUUUACAGAUAUCUAUAAUUAAAAUUUUAACAGAUUAAAAUUCCAAGUCGACAUAUCCAUAAUGUAAUUUACCAUAGUAUAAUUUUGACAGUUAGCGAUUCUAAUUAAAGAUAUCUACAGUUCAUUUGUCACUAGUCAAAAUGUUAAUUCUUCAUACCAAUGAUUCAUUUAUUAGUGGAAAUGAUCAUUGUAGAUAUCCGUAACUUAAUUACAACAAGUCAGCUUUUACCAUUGACUUCCAUUCAAACUCAAUUACAUAUCUAUAUAUAUCUAUAAUUAAGUUUUGACGUGUUAAAAUUCAAAGAAGCCAUAUCCAUAGUGUAAUUUUGGCUUGUCAGAAUUGAAUUUAAGAUGUCUAAAAUUCCAUAUAUAUCUGUAAUGUAGGAACAAUGUACAUUUCAGCUACUAAGAAUAUAAUUGUUAAUAUCGAUAAUUAACAUUUUGACUAGUGAGAAUUGAGUUGCAGAUAUCAUUAAUUAGAAGUGCACCCAGUCAAAAUAAUAUUAUGGAUAUGUCAACUUGGCACUGUAACACGUCAAAGUUGAAUUGUAGAUAUCUUCAAUUGAGUUUUAAUAGAAGUCAAUGGAAGAAGUUGACUAGUUGUAAUUAAGGUACAAAUAUCUCUCGUGAACAUUCACAUGAGAAAUGAGUUGUAGAUAUUUUUAAAUUGCAACUAAUUAAAGUUGGAUUAUUUAUGUCAGCUCAGAAUUGUAACUAGUGUAAAAUUACGUUUGUCCUAGUAACAGUUUUAUCUGCAAUGUGUACAAUUCCUUCUUAUAACUAGGCAGAAUUGAAUUUUAGAAAUCAAAAAAGUGCGACCACAUCAAUAUGCGAAUUUAACAGCUGACCAAUGGCUUUGUGCUACUUAAAUGAUAUGAUGUCCACAUAUUUGAAAUGGUUUGUUGAUAUGCCAGACAUAUCAGAAAUACAUUUGUUGACAUCUGGAAUGAUAAAUUACAUUUCCACUAGUGGGAAAUUAAUUAUAAAUAUCUGCAAUUGUUAUUUUUACUGGUGAAAACUGAGUUACUGAUAUCUAUGAUUAAAUAAAAUUAAGAUAUCUGUAUAUCACUUUUAACUAAAUGUAAUUUCUACAUGUUUAAAUAUGUUUUUAACAUUGUUAAAAUUGUUUUACAGAUAUCUUUGACUAACAUAUUAACUAGUCAAAAUGACAUUUUGACAUGUUCAAAUAUCAUCUCCACAAGUGAAAACAAAAUGGCUCCUCGUCAGUCCUGCUGAUGAAACGUUAAAGGGCUUGCCAUGCUGCACCACAACAACUUCAUGGUACCGUUCAAUGCCUGAUGCAGCAUAGACCCACUGAGUGAAUGAACUGUGACUUCCAGACUUGUUGGUAUGGUGGAUUUCUUACUGCCGUGUUUUUCCUUUAUCUCCGUGAUGAAUAACUGGAUGUGCAUUAAAGAUUAUAACAGUCGUAA